CCAAACGCUGCACCGUUGAGAUCUUGUCUGUCCAAAUCGCCCGCUAAACCACCCUAGCCAAGUCGACCUCAGCCAGAUCAACAAUGUUUCCUACGUUUGUGCGACGAGCGGCCGAAGCCGCCGGCUCCAAGCUUACAGUCUUUAACAACCCAUACCGGACGAAAAAAGUCUGGCCUCCUAACUUCACGAACCUUUCGCCCCAGUCCCAGCUCCGAUUCGAGAAGAAAUACAAGCGGCGCCUAGCACUGGUGUACGCGAGGCCGCGAUGGAACAAGGCCGUCAAGCUGGCCCAGCUUGCGACAGUCGUUGGUUUCCUUGGCUGGACAUUCUUGUUCUCCGAGCUCGAGUUUUUUGGCAGGCAGUACAGGCCUUCUGAAGAGAUCCGCAAGCGCGUCCUCGGCGUGUUUGGUACCAUCGAUGCCGACAAACGCUACGAGCGACGCAGAGAUGCGCCCGAAGCGCCCACUCCCACCGAGACGCCCAAAUAAACCACCGGCCGACGUAGAAGCAUCAGCAUUGGAAGGAGUUAUUGGCGUUUUGAAUACCCGGCGCAAGAAAGAAAAAGAGCCCCAUGUAUAACCACAAUCACUUGAACAAGAACGAUGAUAUUCCUCUCAGAAAACGUUCCA
Messenger RNA from Colletotrichum destructivum, 629 nucleotides. RefSeq lists its product as uncharacterized. Lineage: Eukaryota; Fungi; Ascomycota; Sordariomycetes; Glomerellales; Glomerellaceae. The record is from RefSeq and is a predicted model, not a curated record. Bases 84 to 488 code for a protein of 134 amino acids. The transcript is spliced from 3 exons.